UCUUUGCCCUCUUCAUAUAAUAUUGUCUUUUAACCUUAAGCUUCACCAUAAAGAUAUCUUAUUUUUUAAAAGAAAAAUUAACCAGUAUAUUGAAGAUGGAUAAUGUUAGAAAAUUUACAUUUUUACAAGCUUGUGACACAUUUUAUCUUAUUGACAGAUGGUUUUGACAAAUGUCAGUCAUUGUAUUACUACCUUGCUACCUACACUUCUCUGAAAGCACAAGGUUAAGGACACAUUGCGUUGUGCUGCUCUGAUGCACUGACUCUUCCAAAAGAUAGACCAUGAAAGGUUGGUGCUGCAUGCAACCAAGUCAAAGGAGAAGACAGGCAAGCAGAACCUCUGCCCACCCCCACUUUGCUCUCUCUCAUAAUUCAUGAUGACUGUGAGUGAAGCCCUGAUGUAUGUGAGGAUCACUCCCCAGUGGCUCUGGCUGGGUGUAUUUCUCUUCCUUUCUGGAUGGCCCCAGGCUGGACACUCCCAAUACUCCAGCCCCCCAGAAGUGGUGAUUCCUUUGCAGGUCACUGGCACUGGUAGAGGCAUGAGUCCUCCAGGAUGGCUGUCCUACAGCCUGCACUUUGGGGGCCAGAGACACAUUGUUCACAUGAAGGCCAAGAAGCUUCUGAUGUCCAGACACCUGCCUGUGUUCACUUACACUGAUGAAGGUGUUCUUCUUGAGGACUAUCCUUUUGUUCCAGAUGACUGCUACUAUCAUGGGUAUGUGGAAGGGAAUCCAGAAUCCAUGGUUGCUCUUAGCACCUGUUUUGGAGGCUUUUAUGGAACACUACAGAUAAAUGACAUCGCUUAUGAAAUCGAGCCCAAAGAGUAUUCUCUUACAUUUGAACAUCUGGUUUAUAAAAUGGCCAGUGAGGAGACACAAUCUCCACUCUUGAGAUGUGGAUUAUCAGACAAAAAAAUAGCACAGCAGUUGAAGCUUCAAGAGAGUGAUAAUUACAUUCUGAUGCAGAGUGGGUAUCUGGGCUGGUGGAUUCACACAUGGCUUCUUGAUCUGGGAUUGGUGGUAGACCAUCAACGAUUUGUUUUUCUUGGAAGAAAUAACUCAAGGGUAAUGUUUGAUAUUUUGAACAUUGUUAAUCAAGUAAAUUUUCUUUUAAAAAGUAUGGGUAUCAAUGUACUUCUAACUGGACUUGAUAUCUGGGAUAAAUCAGACCUUGUGCCAAUAUCUGAUGACAUGCCUGCUGUCCUAGAAGCAUUUCGCAGGUGGAAGAUACGUGAAUUUGAUAGACGUGUAACAAAUGAUCUUGGACAUCUCCUUUCACACCAAAUUUAUAAAGAUGGGUACCUUGGCUUAGCUUAUGUGGGAACUACAUGUAAUACUCAUUAUAAUUCUGCAGUUGAUAGAGUCCAUUCAAGGUCUUUGCAAAGGAUUGCCCAUACUGUGGCCCAUGAGUUAGGACAUAAUUUGGGUAUGAGCCAUGAUGAAAUAGUUGGACCAUGUGCAUGUGAGCAGCCUGUAUGUAUCAUGGCUGCAUUUGACAAUCACUCCACCAAAUUCAGCAACUGCAGUUAUUCUGUUGUCUGGAAACUCAGUUAUGCAGCAAAAUGUGUUAGAACUAUUCCAACACCACUGGAUUUAAUAAGAGGUAUACUUCCACCACCACGGAAAUACUGUGGGAAUCGUAUGGUGGAACAAGGAGAGGAGUGUGACUGUGGAACCGUAAAAUUGUGUGCAGAAGAUCCAUGCUGUUUUCCAAACUGCACUCUAAUAUAUGGGGCUCAAUGUGCCUCUGGGCUUUGUUGCAAAGAAUGUAUGUUGAUGCCAUCAGGCAGUGUGUGUCGAGAACAGAGUGGUGAAUGUGACCUUCCUGAGUGGUGCAAUGGAACUUCACAAGAAUGUCCAAAUGAUGUGUAUGUAUUGGAUGGAAUGUCUUGCCCAGGCAGUGGCCACUGCUAUGAAAAAAAAUGUGUCAUCCGUGAUGAACAGUGUAGGCAAAUUUUUGGACAGCAAGCCAAGAGUGCAAAUCAGACAUGCUACAUGGCAAUAAACAGCCAAGGUGACCGUUUUGGUAAUUGUGGCAAUAACAGCCAGGAGUAUCUAAAAUGCAGCACCAGUGACAUCCUCUGUGGGAGAGUUCAAUGUGAGAAUGUGACAGAAAUUCCCUCUUUGUCUAAUCAUACCACUGUACGUUGUUCUCAAAUCCAAGGUACUUUCUGCUGGGGUACUGACUAUCACUUUGGGAUGACUGGGCCUGAUAUUGGUGGUGUGAAAGAUGGCACAUUUUGUGCUGACAAAAACAUAUGCAUCAAGCAGAGGUGUGUCACAAUGCCACUUUGGACAAGCAAUUGUUCGCCCGAGACCUGCAACAUGUCAGGGAUCUGCAACAAUAAAAAUCAUUGCCAUUGUGAUUAUGGAUGGAGCCCACCUAACUGCAUGACAAAAGGCAAUGGCGGGAGUGUUGAUAGUGGUCCACCUCCUUAUCAACCCCCGAAGAAGACGGACAGCACCAAGAAUUAUGGGCUUCUAUUUCCUUUAAUCUUUUUUAUUCUUUUGCUUCUCAUAUUGAUCUUGUUAGCCUUGUUAAGGAAGAUGAUGAAAACAAGUGAUACACCAGAGCAAAAUGUUCAAACUGAUACACCAGAGCAAAAUGUUCAAACUGAUACACCAGAGCAAAAUGUCAAAACUAAUAUACCAGAGAAACCUGUCAAAACACAUAAAAAAUAGCAUGAUGUUUAGAGAAAAAAAACCCAAUGAUCAAACUUCAGUUCAGGCAGGAGGUCUCAGUGAUUUAACUUCACCUGAAAUAGAAGAGCAAAAUUUUACAAUUUCAAACAGCAAUCCCAAAUCAUAAAGGAAUUUCCCAUGUGUUGUCUUGGCUGUAGAAAUGUUCUUAUAUGUAUGUCAAAUACUUACAGAAUGUUCUGGACAUCUGUUACAUUCCAGGAUCAGAGUCAUUCACCAUUAAAUAAAGGCAAUUCCUAGCAUA
Messenger RNA from Chinchilla lanigera (long-tailed chinchilla), 2942 nucleotides. RefSeq names its product disintegrin and metalloproteinase domain-containing protein 20. Gene Ontology annotation, molecular function: metalloendopeptidase activity. Bases 374 to 2680 code for a protein of 768 amino acids. Gene Ontology annotation, cellular component: plasma membrane; external side of plasma membrane; sperm head plasma membrane. The record is from RefSeq and is a predicted model, not a curated record. Gene Ontology annotation, biological process: male gonad development; proteolysis. NCBI's taxonomy places the organism in Eukaryota, Metazoa, Chordata, Mammalia, Rodentia, Chinchillidae. The transcript has 2 exons.